ACACCGUCUCUGUUGUCGUUGUCCACGCUGCUGUCGGCACUGUUAUUCGUUGUCGUGGCACGUCCUGUCGCCGCUGCUUUUGCCAACUUUCGUGUUGUUUUUGAAGCUAUUCACUCGCGUUAGUUACAUCAGUGACGUUCACAACGCGUUGGUUCCUAGUUCGCGAUUGCCAAAUAUAUUUCUGAAUGGAUUCGCAUCACAGCCGAAUGAAACGAAUAGAGCUAAAAUUCGUUUAAAGUAACUAAAACUUGAAAUUCAAUUUCGACCGCAACGCGAGUAGCAAGCACCACACGAGCACAAGCGACAGGAUACCAAGCAAUAUAUAAGAAAAAUUACCCGAAAAUACCAACGAAACCAGCAACAACUAUAGACUACAGAAACAUCAAGAAAAAAACCCAACAACAGCAGCACGCAGUGAAACGAAAAAUUGCAAUCGACAGGAAGAGCAACAGGAGCUGCUGCUGUGCUGCAGCAGAGAUCCCCAGGAGGAAGGAGCCACAGUCUGCAAACGACGUAAAAAUGCGACUCAUUAAUUUGCUUGGCUGCCGCGGACUUCAGAGCGUGGAACUGAACCAGGAACUGGAACAGGAACAGGAACAGGAACUGGGUAUUGUGUCAGCUGCACUGACAUCGUAUUAGGUUGGUGUCGGCGCCAUGGCUACGGUUGAGAGUAAUGAUGAACCACGUCAGCUGGCGGCGCCGGAAACGGAUGCAGCUGCUUCUGACAUGGUGGAGCCCGUCCUGGCGUUGUUGCGCGGCGAUGUGCUCAAUCAGACGCGUGCUCCGGUCUUCUACAACAGCUACAACAUCUCGGAGGAUGUCUAUUACUACUUCAAUGGCUUCAAUGCGGCGCCUACGAGUACAGAGCUAGCGUUGAACUUGAAUACAACAAGCGGGGCGCCUACCAGUACCACACGGGAGCCAGAUCUGUCCGAGUAUCUGGAGGCGCUGCCCAACGAUCGUGUUGGCCUGCUGGCCUUUCUGUUCCUCUUCUCCUUUGCCACGGUGUUUGGCAAUUCGCUGGUCAUCCUGGCUGUCAUCAGGGAGCGCUACUUGCACACGGCCACCAACUAUUUUAUUACGAGCCUGGCGGUGGCUGACUGCCUGGUGGGUCUGGUGGUGAUGCCCUUCUCGGCACUGUACGAGGUGCUGGAAAACACGUGGUUCUUUGGUACCGACUGGUGCGACAUUUGGCGCUCGCUGGACGUGCUCUUCAGCACGGCGUCAAUACUGAACCUGUGCGUCAUCUCGUUGGACCGAUAUUGGGCUAUCACGGAUCCCUUUAGUUAUCCCAUGCGGAUGACAGUCAAGCGUGCCGCUGGCCUGAUAGCUGCUGUUUGGAUUUGCUCGAGUGCAAUUAGUUUUCCGGCCAUUGUGUGGUGGCGGGCCGCCAGAGAUGGUGAGAUGCCCGCCUACAAGUGCACCUUUACCGAGCAUCUGGGCUAUCUAGUCUUCUCAUCCACCAUAUCUUUUUAUCUGCCACUCUUGGUCAUGGUCUUCACCUAUUGCCGCAUUUAUCGCGCGGCGGUCAUUCAGACACGCUCCCUUAAGAUCGGCACCAAGCAGGUGCUCAUGGCAUCCGGGGAACUGCAGCUGACUUUGCGGAUUCAUCGUGGCGGCACCACUCGGGAUCCCGCCCCCAACACACAUCAAGUCUCAGGCGGUGGUGGCGGUGGUGGCGGUGGCUCCCUCAGCCACUCGCACUCCCAUUCGCAUCAUCAUCAUAAUCAUAGCGGCGGCACAACGACAUCCACGCCCGAGGAGCCGGACGAUGAGCCGCUAUCGGCGCUGCACAAUAAUGGCCUGGCCAGACAUCGACACAUGGGCAAGAACUUUUCGCUUUCACGGAAGCUGGCUAAGUUUGCCAAGGAAAAGAAGGCGGCCAAGACGCUGGGCAUUGUGAUGGGCGUGUUCAUUGUGUGCUGGCUACCGUUUUUUGUGGUGAAUCUGUUGUCCGGGUUCUGCAUCGAGUGCAUUGAGCACGAGGAGAUUGUUUCGGCUAUUGUGACAUGGCUAGGCUGGAUUAACUCCUGCAUGAAUCCAGUGAUCUAUGCCUGUUGGAGCAGAGACUUUCGCAGAGCUUUUGUGCGCCUGCUGUGCAUGUGUUGUCCCCGCAAGAUACGCCGUAAAUAUCAGCCCACAAUGCGCUCCAAGUCACAGUGUCAUGUUGCCGCCGCUAUGGUGGCCGCCUCAACAUCCUUUGGCUACCACUCCGUCAAUCAGCUGGACCGCACCCUGAUGUGACGUCAGCCGAGCAGCUGCAGCACUUGCAGUGGCAGCAGCAACUGCGGCGGCGGGGUUGGCGCCGGCGUCGCCCGCAACUCUCAUCAAUAUCAUUCAUCGGCGGCACCCACGCCUUCGUCCUCGCAGCGCUCUUGCACGCGCUGCCAGAGCUUUCACCGGCAUCAUCAUCGCGCCAGGCGCCGCAGCUCAGGCAUGCAGCUGCGGGGCGACUACAGCUCGACGUCGGCGGUGAACAGUGCAGCUAAAACUAUUGUGACGAUUACGGCGCCACCAGCAGCGGCAGCCUCAGUCAGCACAUUGCAUCUCGGCAGUGGCAGUGGCAGACCCUCAUCGGUGUCCACGCUUACGCUCGCUUCGGUGCCGCGCACGCUCUUGCUAGAGGCCUCUAUUGGUGGCGGUGGGAUGAAAGGUGAAUCCGUCAGUGCGGCCAAUACUCCAAUUACGCCAGCCAUGAAACAUACCAGCUUUGCGCUGACGCCCAACGCCAUAGGACCAUCGGGCUCAUCGGGCUCGAGUCAUCAUGUAUCGUUUAUGCCCAUGCCGCUGCCACUGCCCAUGAUGGGCAUCAAGCGUUUGCGCAACUCCAACUCAUCGCUCGACGCUACGGCCGUGGCCAGCAGCUCGGCGCCUUCCCUGAUAGAGGCUGCGGAGUCGCCGACUGAGGUGCAGCAUGCAGCGCUUGAACUGCGCCAGAGCGUGCAGAGUCAGAUCACAACGCUGGAGGAUGUGGACGAUGUGCAUGAUAGCGAUGAAAACAGCGACAGCGAGAGCGUAGGUCUGGCCCUGGUGCAGACAACGCCACAGCUGGAGAGUCAGGCGGGCAUGGUGUCGAGUUCUUCAAGCGCUUCGGUUAAGUAAACUCUCCCAAAGCACUCAACCAUAUUAGUGAUUAGUGCAUUGAUAUUUAUAUUGGUCCAAUAACUUGACGACCUGAAUGUCUCUUAUUGGACCAGUAUUUGUAUUUAUAUAUUCAUAUAAGUAGUUACAAUUAGACGUCAUAUCUUAGAUCUUCCAUCAAUAGAUUAUAUCCCCUAAGUUAUUUAUGUCAUGCAUCCUGUAAAUGUCAACCCAUCUUUGAAUUAUAUUUAACUGAAAGCUACGUCUUCAACCUGUCCACGUACCUGACACUCCUCCCUUACUCUCUUUUCCCUCUCUUUAAGUAAUGCUCCUCUAAUGAGUAUUUAAACUUAACUUAAAAGUUAAUAACAAGUUUAUGAAGUUAUUUGUUUUUCCUAAUUCCAACUAUAUAAUAUUACGGGUGCAAAAGAAUUUAAACCUAACUUAGCCUCAUAAUAAUAUGAUCAAUUAAAUAGCAAAAGGCUUCAAGAAACUAUUCCAAAUAAACAAUAUGUCAAGUUAUUCCAAAUUGUAGUAUUUCUGUGCGCAGCCCGUUUUCUUUCGCAUCUAAUCAAGUUUAACUUGACUUGAAGUUAAAUGUCGCUUGAGUAUAUCAUGCUCUCAACGAAAUUGUGAAUGUGGGGCAUCGUCAAAUUUAUUAACGACAUUUCUCAAAUAAAUAUACAUUUGCCUAUUAUGAUGUUGUCGACAACACUACGAGUGCGUUUGAUUGUAUGCUACUUUUUGACAGACAGUUUUGUAAACAAAUAAAAUUUGACAAGCUAAGCACCCUUCAACUUGCACAGAAACGAAAGAAAACGGGGCAUUGAAAUUCUGUUUAAGAUUAUUAAAAACAGAACAUGAUUAGGUGAAGCAACAGAAAACACAGAAACCGAGCUCACCUAGUGCAAAGGCUCACAAAGGGUAUUUCUUUUUUAUCACAUGGAGCUGGGACUUUGCACUUUUUGUGAAAGUACCCAAAUUAUUGUUUGAACAAUAGCUAUAAGUUAAUGUUAAAUUCACAAAAAAUACAAUAAGCUAUGUAAGGUCGAAGAUAUUAUAAGUUUAUCUGUAUGGCUAAGCUGCUUAAAGUCUUAAGAUCAUAAUUUAAUAAACUGUUUAUACAGUUUGAAACUAGCCGUAAGUUACUUAUAUUUUUAUACUUUUCAGUUGGCAGUUAUGAAACAGCGUAAAUUUUCUAAACUGGUAGCACAGGCAUACUAUGUUAACACUGGAUACAACACCAAUAGUUAAAUAUCUAAAAAUGUGGCAUGUCAUAAGCUCUUAAGCUGUUCACAGCACAAUUAUACACAUUAUAAUAGCAUAAAUAAGAACCUAUAUAAUACAUUAUUGGGUUAGGAUUAGGCUCAUAAAAUGCUCAGCUAAUCAAACCGUUUUUCUAAUACAACAAUGAAAAACUGAAAAACUAAUAAUAAUAAUGAAAAGUGCAUCAUAAUGCAUUCUGACAGACAUAACAGAAACUCGCAUAAGAAAAUAAUUAAAGUGGAAAAAACACAAUCAUGCUCAUUGUUUAGAAAACAAACAAAUCUGGAGAGAAGGAAGGAUAUAUAAACCAAAAUGAUAACAAAUGGCAAUUAUUAAUAUUCAAUAUGUAUAGCACAUAAGCUCAUAGAGUAAUUUGUAUGUAUGUGUGUGCGUUCCAAAAAUAGCGUUAAGUAUAAACUUAAACAUGUAGCUGUAUAUCUUAUGUAUGUGUAUAUGUGUGUGUAGUUAGCCAUUUAAGUGCUUUCACAUAGAGAAGGGGAAACAAACCGAGCAAAAGCGGCAGGAAGAAUUUACAAUUUACAAUUUACUUGGAGCCAAUCCACUAGAAACUUAUUUAAAUACAUAAAACUGUUUGCCCCGACUGACUGAUUGGCGAUCAAAGCAAAGCCUAACCCUUAAAAGCUGGAAAGCUAAAAUUUUGUGAGGCGGUUCGCAACAUUUCACACGCAAGUGUGGAAAAUCGGUGGAAAAUGUUGUGAAAUUCUUUGUUCAUCAUCCGAUAGGCUUCAAACUCAUUUUCGAAGAUCCUUGUCUGUGAGGAAAGUCAACUCCUCCUGUGUGAAAAAUGUGGGUCAAAGUUUAUAUAAAUGAUAGAAUAAUAUUAGGCAAGAAGCACAUAUACAUAUAUAGGUCGACACCUAAAUAGUAAAAUGGGCGGAAAGCUUUGAUUGCAACGUUUUGUUUUUCAUUGGGUCGCCCUACAACUCAUUUUUAAAUAUAAAUAUAAAGUUAAAUAAUCCUGAAGCUUGGAGUUAAAGGUAGUACGGGGGAUUCAACUUUCCAACGAGCGGGAAAUGGUUCAAAUAGUGAUGAUGAUAGGAAUAGCGAACAGAACUUAAAGCACAAAACUUGACCCGCCAGGCAUAUAAUUGAAAAAUCCAACCAUAAAGUUAAGCAACAAAACAGAUUUGUAUUCCAUAUAUAUGUAAUUACGACUACGUUUGUAUGUAUUAUAUAUGUGUAAC
Molecule: messenger RNA, 5552 nt
Organism: Drosophila montana
Lineage: Eukaryota; Metazoa; Arthropoda; Insecta; Diptera; Drosophilidae
Gene: Dop1R2
Product: dopamine receptor 2
Exons: 5
Biological process (GO): adenylate cyclase-activating adrenergic receptor signaling pathway
Cellular component (GO): plasma membrane
Molecular function (GO): G protein-coupled receptor activity
Source: RefSeq, a predicted model, not a curated record